AUGAAGAUCUUUGUCGGCCUCGUCUCGGUAGCCGCCGCCAUCACCACUAUCCACGCGGCCGCUGUCCUUCCGCCCUGUCCCGAUGUGUGCACUCAGGAGUACGAUCCAGUCUCCGACGAGACGGGUACGCAGUAUUCCAACGAAUGCAUGAUGCGGAUGGCCAAAUGCGUGGAGAGCAAGGAGGUGGUCGAUCCAGUGGAAGAGUACGAGCGACUCUAUGGCAAGAAGUUUGGCGUCCCGCGUGAUGGUGAUGGUGCUGGCAAUUCCGCCAACAAGGGCAACAACAGCGGUGAUGCGCCAAAAGACGGUGGCUCUGCUAACGACAAGCCGAAGGCGCGCUGUCCCAACGUCUCGUGCCCUGCUGUGUACAAUCCCGUGUACGACGAAGACGGUACGGAGUACCCGAACAAGUGCACCAUGGAUGAUGCGAAGUGCGUAGGACCUAGAGAAGACGUCUUGGAGGAGUACGAGAGGAUCUACGGUAAGAAAUUUGGAGAAGGCCGUGAAGGCAUCACAGCUUCUGUCCAGAAGAGGCUGCGACAGUAA
Molecule: messenger RNA, 546 nt
Organism: Hyaloperonospora brassicae
Lineage: Eukaryota; Oomycota; Peronosporomycetes; Peronosporales; Peronosporaceae
Source: the annotation of a GenBank genome assembly